AUGAACGCCGGUGAAGAGGCCCUGGAGGCGGCUCUGCUGCAUCGGCACGAGCGCCCAGCCGGUCGAGCCCCGGUGCGCGGCGAGCGGCCGGUCCCGAUGGCUGGCGAGGAUGAUGGUAAUCCGCUGGGGCUGCGCGCGAUUGGGCUGAUGCCCAUGAUGAUGUCAGACGACGAUGACAGCGAGGACGAGGGCGACCAGGAGGCCCUGGAUGAAGACGAUGAUGCCGGCGAUGAGCAUGAGGGAGCGCACCGGCCGCAUGCAGACGGUCCGAUACAGCUGCACCAGUUUCUGCGGUUCAUCGCCGGCCGGGCCGGCGUGGCGCGCGACCGCCCGCACGGCACCAACGAUGACCUCAUCAACAACCUGCGCCGCAUGGGCGUCCUCUCCUCGGAGAAGGUGAUCAAGGCAAUGAGGUUGUGCCCGAGGAAUGCGUUUCUGCCGGAGGCGCACCGCAACCCGGAUGAGGCGUUCCUGGACUCCCCAGUCCGCCUGGACACGCUGGACUUCAAUGUCUCCGCGCCCCACAUGCACGCCACCUGCCUGCAAGAGCUGGAUCUGCAGCCGGGGCACAGGUUCCUGGACGUGGGCAGCGGCUGCGGCAUAGUUACCGCAUGCGCGGCACUGCUGGUGGGCAAGAUGGGCCGGUCGGCGGGCAUUGAUGUGAAGCGCGCGGCGGUGCAGCUCGGCCGCUCCAGUGUGGCCGCCCUCGCACGCACCGACGCCGAGUACGCGACCAAAGCCGCCGACGUGCGCUUCUUCGUGCACAACGUCUUCAUGCCCUCCCUGCGCCACAAGGGGCAGUAUGACAGGGUGCACUGCGGCGCGGCGUGCCCUCCGUCCAAGCUGGUAUUCUUGCUGGAGCUGCUGCGGCCGGAGGGCGGCCUCAUAGUCACCCCCGUGGAACCCAGCGACCUGCGCGUGCUCGUCAAGGCGCCCGACGGCUCCGUGCGGCAGCGCAUCAUCUCCCAAGUGCCAUCGGACGCCGAGAUGCUGCUGUCGACGAUAAAAAUGGAGCGCCGGGCUCAGCUGGCAAUCCCUCCGCUGCCCUCAACCUUCGCUGCAGACGUGGCCGCCAUCACUGGGUCUCCGGGCACGUCGGCGGGCAGCUGCAUGAGCGAGCAGAGCGCCUUUGGCAUGGAUGAUGCGGACGGCGAACGGCGCUGGCCCUGGCCCAAGAAGGUCGCCCAGUUCCUGUCCGCCUGCUCCGGCUCCCAAGGUUCGUCGGGGAGCGAGGGCAGCGGCAGCGGCUUUGAGGGCAGCGAGGAGGACAGUGGCGCAGUGCUGGAUGCCGACGAGCUGGGCUCCCCCGACUGCACCCUCAUCGGCGCAACCUGGCACAUUCCCGCAAGGUGCGUGCUGCGGGUGCGGUGCGAGCAUUUCCGCGCGCGCUGUGACAGCGGCAUGCGCGACGCCUCCGACAGCCACCUCCCAGUCCCCGACCACUUCUCCCAGGAGGCGAUGGAGGUGUUCAAGUUUUACCUGUACAAUGACCAGCUGGACGCACGGCUGGACGCGGAGGCUGCCACGGCGGUGCUGCACAUCGGCCAGUACUACGGCGCGCCCCGCCUGGUCGGCCUCUGCGAGCGGAUGCUGGCGCGCGAGAUCCGGCACCGCGACGCCGGCGAGGAAGGCACCUGCGAGGCGGCAGCUGCGCUACUGGGCUUGGCAGACGAGGCCGGGCUGCCUCACCUGCGCGCGGUGGCGCUGGACUUUGUGGUGCAGCACUUCCCGGCUGUGUCUGCCACACCGGCCUGGGCCGCGCUGCCGCGAUCGGCCGCCGACGCCGUCGCCGCGGAGGCGGCUGCUCGCUUCAAGCACUCGGUGGAUAUCAUGCGCGGCAUGGCCGCCCAGUACAAGACUAGCGCCGGCAAGUAG
This is a messenger RNA of Coccomyxa subellipsoidea C-169, 1875 nucleotides long. RefSeq names its product PCMT-domain-containing protein. NCBI's taxonomy places the organism in Eukaryota, Viridiplantae, Chlorophyta, Trebouxiophyceae, Coccomyxaceae. Gene Ontology annotation, molecular function: protein binding; protein-L-isoaspartate (D-aspartate) O-methyltransferase activity. Bases 1 to 1875 code for a protein of 624 amino acids. The transcript has 13 exons. Gene Ontology annotation, cellular component: cytoplasm. Gene Ontology annotation, biological process: protein modification process. The record is from RefSeq and is a predicted model, not a curated record.